This is a messenger RNA of Fibroporia radiculosa, 1587 nucleotides long. RefSeq lists its product as uncharacterized. Lineage: Eukaryota; Fungi; Basidiomycota; Agaricomycetes; Polyporales; Fibroporiaceae. Gene Ontology annotation, biological process: regulation of mRNA splicing, via spliceosome; mRNA processing. Gene Ontology annotation, cellular component: spliceosomal complex. The transcript has 6 exons. The record is from RefSeq and is a predicted model, not a curated record. Gene Ontology annotation, molecular function: RNA binding. Bases 1 to 1587 code for a protein of 528 amino acids.
AUGGCGGACGCCGGCUUUUUCAAAGGAACUUCAGCGGACCAGGACCGUAGGUUCUCAGACAAGGAGCUCAAACUCCUCAAGUCUAUGAAAUUUCCCCCCGACUUCGAGAAGAAGGUUGAUAUGCGAAAAGUGAACCUCACCGUCAUACGACCGUGGGUCGUCAAAAAGAUCAUUGAGCUAGUAGGUUUUGAAGACGAAGUUGUCGUCGAAUAUGCAAUGGGACUGUUGGAAGAUGACUCUCAGCCGACGCCGGAUCCAAGGAAAAUGCAGAUAAAUCUGACAGGCUUCUUGACAAAUCAUACACCGGCGUUUAUGACUGCCUUAUGGAAGCUCCUGCUCGAAGCACAAGACUCUCCAGCCGGUGUUCCUAGAACUUUUGUUGAGGAGAAAAAGGAAGAAAUGCGGCAAGCCAAGAAAGGCGACGUCCGCGCAAUUGAGGAGAGGGAUCGACGAGCACGGCUCGAUGAAAUUCGUGAUCAGGAGAGGAAUGCUAGAUCAAAUGGCAGGGGACGGGGUCGCGGCAGAGGUCGUGGCAGGGGUGGGUUUGAUGAGGACCGUGGGGGCCGCGGUCGAGAUAAUGGGUGGGGUGGUAGAGGCGGACGUCCGCGUCGACGUACGCCUUCUCGGUCACCACCCCCUCGUUCGCCUCCUCCCCAUCGUCGCCGGCGCUCGGGCUCGCGCACACCACCUUAUGGCGCACGUAGCUCACGCUCAAGAACGCCUGGGUCUAGUCCUCCUGCACGCCGCUUCCGGUCGCCGCCUCCCGUGGGACGUGGGCGAUCGCCUUCCCGUACGCCUCCCCCUCCUGCACGCGAACGUGACCAUGGCCGCGACAUCCCCCCUCACAGGCGACGCUCUCCCCCUCGCCGCUCCAUCUCCCGAUCACCUCCUCCAUCCCGCCGCCGUCCUCGCUCUCCGUCACUCUCGCCUCCGCCGCGUGAUCGCGACCGCGAUCGCCGUGUAAGAGGCUCUCGCAGUCCGCCUCCGAGGAGACGUCGAAUGUCCCCUCCCCGUUCUCCCCCACGCAAUGCGGAUAGGCCUCCACCAUAUCGUAGUGGAUAUGGAAGGCGUAGAAGCCCGAGUAGAAGUCGCAGUCGGUCCGUGACUCCUCCUAGGCGGAGACGCAGUGUGAGUAGACCUAAGGAGAAAUCUCCUCCGCGGCGAAGGAGGGACUAUUCUAGGGAUCGGAGUGUUGACAAGGACAAAUAUCGUGGUAAGGGGAAUCAAAGACGUGAAAGCCCGAGUGGAAGCAGAAAAUCGAGCCGCAGCAGCGUCAGGAGCCGGACUUCAGAUGACCAUGACAAAAGGCAGCACGAUGCAGCAACUACGGACAGGAUGGCCGUCGACCGAGAGCCGCAAAGCGCAUCAUCGAAAACCAAAGGGAAUGCUGGCGGCUCAGAACUCAAAAUCAAAGGCCAGGCUGAGAUGGAGAAACAGAAGAAUAAGUGGGAUGAUGAGGACCAGCCUAUGCCGGACAGCGGUGAGCUAGAACGCCGAGAAAGCGAAUUAAAGGAGAGAGCUCUACGCAACAAAGUUGUCAGGACCAGGAAAGGCGGCAGCGGAGGCAAUGUCAGUGGAGGCAAUUAG